This is a messenger RNA of Camarhynchus parvulus, 2184 nucleotides long. It is a transcript of the gene HAP1, whose product is annotated as huntingtin associated protein 1. Bases 1 to 2184 code for a protein of 727 amino acids. Lineage: Eukaryota; Metazoa; Chordata; Aves; Passeriformes; Thraupidae. The transcript is spliced from 15 exons. The record is from RefSeq and is a predicted model, not a curated record. Gene Ontology annotation, molecular function: signaling receptor binding. Gene Ontology annotation, biological process: neurotrophin TRK receptor signaling pathway; anterograde axonal transport of mitochondrion; neurogenesis. Gene Ontology annotation, cellular component: dendrite.
AUGGAGAUCUGGAGCAGCCCCGCCGCCUACGAUGAGUUGAACGGGAACGCGGAGCGCGGCGGCGGCGCGGACCCCAUCGCCCGCGAGCUGGAGGAAGUCCUGUGUGCUGAGCGGGUGGCCAGGAUCACAAAGACCUACCACGAUAUCGGUGCUGUCACCAACCUGCUGGAUGAGAAAGAGCGGGACCUGGAGUUAGCAGCACGCAUUGGGCAGUCCCUGCUGAAGCAGAACCGGAGCCUCACUGAGCGCAAUGAGCUCCUGGAGGAGCAGCUGGAAUUGGCCAAAGAGGAGAUUGCGCAGCUGCGGCACGAGGUGUCCAUGCGGGAUGACCUCCUGCACUUCUACACCACCACCACGGAGGAGAGCGAGCCCACCACCACCACCUCCACACCGCUGCGCAGGCACGAGUCCUCGCUGUCCUUGCAGCAGUACUUCCAGUACGACACCCUGCAGCAGAAACUCAGGAGCCUGGAGGAGGAGAACCAGAAGCUCCGCAUGGAGGCCACCAGCAUCGCCACUGAGACCUGUGAGUACGAGCAGCAGGAGCAGCAGCUGAUGAUUGACUGCGUGGAGCAGUUUUCCGAGGCGAGCCAGCAGGUCGUUCACCUGUCGGAGGAGCUGGCGCGCAGGGCGGAGGACGCGGCGCGGCAGCAGGAGGAGAUCAGCCAGCUGCUGGCGCAGGUCGCGGAGCUGCAGCACAAGUGUCGCACGUACGGCUCCGAGGUGGAGGAGCUCCAGCAGCACCUGACGGCGGCCAAGGAGGUGCAGCAGCAGCUGCGGAUGGAGCUGCGGGAUCUGCAGGAGAAGUACGCGGAGUGCGGCGGGAUGCUGCAGGAGGCGCGGGAGGAGGUGAAGAGCCUGCGGAGCCGCAGCCUGCCCAACAGCACCGUCAGCCGCUACAGCGCUGCCAGCCUGCUGCCCGUGGACUCGCUGGCGGCUGAGAUCAAGGGGAUGAUGAGGAAGAGGACGGACAGCUCCUCCUCAGACUACAAGAGCUGCCAGCGCGUCUUUGAGACGGUGAAGGCCGUGAACCAGGCAGCCAAAGCCAAGUCGUGCUCCGAGUCCCCCCACCACGUCCCAGGCUCCAAGCAGGUGUCCACUGCCCACUCUGGAGGGGCCAGCACCCCCCACACCAACUGCUCCGGCUCGGAGGAUGCUCAGGCCGAUGGGGCCGGCGCGGAGCCCCGGGCAGCCCCGGGCCGGCAGGACCUGGAGGCGGCGGUGCAGCGGCUCUCGGUGCGGCAGCAGAGCCACGGCUCCCAGGAGCGCUCCUUCUUCGAGGCCGAGCGGGAACGCAAGCUCUGGAGGCUGAGAGAUGGGGAGAGCUCCAGCGGCUUCCUCAGCCCCGAGGGCAGCGUCGUCUCCACCGGCACAAACUACUCGGGGGGCUCGGAGCUCACGGCUGGCUCCGGCUUCUCCCUGGGCUCCCUCACCUACUUCCCCGACAAGCUGCAGAUCGUGAAGCCGCUGGAAGGCUCUGUGACACUCCACCACUGGCAGCAGCUGGCACAGCCCAACCUGGGUGGGAUCCUGGUGCCCCGGCCCGGGGUGCUCACCAAAGACUUCAGGCAGCUGGACAUCGACCUGGAGGAGGUCUACAGCCUCAAUGACCUGGAGGAGGAUGAUGUGGACGCCAGCUCCUUCCAGCUGCUCCCUACCUCAACGCCCGCCAAAGCCAAGGAGCGCCCCAGGGUGUUCCUCUCUGUUAACAACCUCCCCCAGACCCCGUCUACCUUCACCAUCACCACCUGCCACAUCCUCCACCCCACCACAGCGAUCACCACGGUGACUCCCAGUCUGUAUCAUGCCGUCGUGCCUUCUUGUGGGCCCUUUGAGGGGCUGAGCCUGUGCAGCCCCUCACCAGAACUGGCUCCCCCCACGCUGGCGCUGGGCCCUGGACCCCCCAGCACCCCCAGGGGACCCUUCAGGCUCCUGCUGGGCCGAGAUUCCCACCUGGCACCAGGGACUGGAUCGUGGUGGGCCCCCUCACUGCACGGCCAGGACCGCCAGCAUUGUGAGCCCCCCGUGCCCAGGGGUCAGCGCGGAGCCCCGGGCAGGAGCAGCACCUUCAGCUGGAACCUGGUGGAGAAACUGCAGCGCCUGGGGCUGGACAAGGUGGUGACCAGAGGGGAGAGCUCCUGUGCCCAGCCAGGGCCCAGAGGGGCCUGGGGCACCCAGAAGUGA